AUGGAGGCUAGAUUGGGUGCUGAGGGUUAUAAUUUUUAUGGUGUUGGUGGUGGUUCGUCUGAUUUGAGUAGUAUGGGGAAGAGGACUAGAGAAUGGAAUUUGAAUGAUUGGAGAUGGGAUGGUGAUUUGUUCAUAGCUAGCCGUGUGAAUCCGGUGCCAGCGGAUAGUCUGAGAGUGGGACAUGGACAACAGUUUUUCCCGCUUGGGUUUGGGAUCUCGGUGGUCGGGGGUUCCUCUAACACCUCUUCUUCAUGCUCUGAGGAAGGAGAUCUUGAGAAUCCUAAAAGGAACAAGGAAGGGGAGAGGAAAAGGAGAGUUACUGUUCUGGAAGAUGAUGGUUUGAAUGAGGAAGCUGGUGCCCUUAGUUUACAGCUUGCUGGACAUGCUUCACCGGUGGUGGAAAGGGAGAUUGCGAGCUGGGAUGGUGUGAAUGGAAAGAAAAGCAAAGUAGCUGGAGGUGCUUCGAAUCGAGCUGUUUGUCAGGUUAAAGACUGUGGUGCAGAUCUGAGCAGAGGUAAGGAUUAUCACAGACGUCAUAAAGUUUGUGAGAUGCAUUCUAAGGCUACUAGGGCACUUGUGGGGAAUGCAAUGCAGAGGUUUUGUCAACAGUGUAGUAGGUUUCACUUACUUCAAGAGUUUGAUGAAGGAAAGCGAAGCUGUCGGAGACGCUUGGCUGGCCAUAAUAAACGGAGAAGGAAAACAAAUAAUGAAGUUAUUCUUAAUGGAAGUCCGACAAAUGAUGAUCAGACCAGUAAUUAUCUCUUGAUAAGUUUAUUGAAGAUACUUUCAAAUAUGCAUUCUGACAGGUCAGAUCAGCCUACAGAUCAGGAUCUUCUAACUCAUCUUCUAAGGAGUCUUGCUAGUCAGAAUGAUGAGCAGGGGUGCAAGAACUUGUCAAACCUUUUGCAGGAACAAGAGAUUGUGUUGAGAGAAGGAGAUUCUUCUAGGAAGUCAGAGAUGGUGUCAGCUUUAUUCUCCAAUGGUUCUCAAGGCUCUCCAACUGUUAUAGCACAAAACCAAACUGUAUCUAUGAAUAAAAUGCAACAAGAAAUGAUGCAUACUCAUGAUGUUAGGACCGUUGAUCAUCAACUCGUAUCUUCAAUAAAGCCCAGCAUUUCAAACAGUCCUCCGAUUUACUCAGAAGUUAGAGAUAGUAGUGCACAAAUAAAGAUGAAUAAUUUUGAUUUGAAUGACAUAUACAUUGACUCAGAUGAUGGCAUGGAAGAUCUACAAAUAUUGCCAGUCUCUACAAAUAUUGGCACUAGCUCUGUUGAUUACCCAUGGACACAACUAGAUUCUCAUCAGUCAAGUCCACCUCAAACAAGUGGAAACUCAGAUUCUGCAUCUGCCCAGUCCCCUUCUAGUUCUAGUGGAGAAGCUCAUAGUCGGACAGAUCGGAUUGUUUUUAAACUCUUUGGUAAAGAGCCAAAUGAGUUUCCUCUUGUACUUAGAGCACAGAUUCUUGAUUGGUUAUCCCACAGUCCUACCGAUAUUGAGAGCUACAUACGGCCUGGGUGUAUUGUUUUGACUAUUUAUCUACGUCAGGCUGAGGCUGUGUGGGACGAUCUGUGCUGUGAUCUGACUUCCAGUUUGAGUAAGCUGCUGGAUGUCUCAGAUGAUACAUUUUGGAGAACUGGAUGGGUUCAUUUCAGGGUGCAGCAUCAAAUGGCAUUCAUUUCCAAUGGUCAAGUUGUAAUAGAUACAUCACUACCUUUUAGAAGCAACAAUUAUAGUAAGAUUUGUACUGUUAGUCCGAUUGCUGUACCAGCAUCAAAGAGAACUCAAUUUUCUGUUAAAGGUGUCAACCUAAUGCGCCCUGCCACAAGGUUGAUGUGUGCUUUAGAAGGAAACUAUCUGGUGUGUGAAGAUGCUCAUGAGUCAAUAGAUCAAUACUCCAAGGAGCUUGAUGAACUUCAGUGUAUUCAAUUUUCAUGUUCGGUCCCUGUUACGAAUGGAAGAGGAUUUAUUGAGAUUGAGGACCAGGGUUUGAGUAGCAGCUUCUUUCCUUUCAUAGUGGCAGAGGAGGAUGUUUGCUCAGAGAUUUGUGUGCUUGAGCCUUUACUAGAACUAAGUGAAACUGAUCCAGAUAUUGAAGGGACUGAAAAAAUUAAAGCCAAAAGUCAAGCUAUGGAUUUCAUUCAUGAAAUGGGCUGGCUUCUUCACAGAAGUCAAUUGAAAUAUAGGAUGGUUCACUUGAACUCUGAUGUGGAUCUCUUUCCAUUAGAACGGUUCACGUGGCUUAUGGAGUUUUCCAUGGACCGUGAUUGGUGUGCAGUGGUAAAAAAACUGUUGAAUAUACUGCUUGAUGAAACUGUGAACAAAGGAGAUCACCCUACCCUGUAUCAAGCACUUACAGAGAUGGGCCUCCUUCACAGAGCCGUAAGGAGAAAUAGCAAGCAGUUAGUUGAGUUGCUUUUGACAUAUGUUCCUAAAAAUACAUCUGAUGAACUAAGACCCGAAGUCAAGGCACUAGGUGAUGCGGAGUCUCUUAGCUUCUUGUUUAGACCUAAUGCUGUUGGUCCUGCUGGUUUGACACCACUCCAUAUAGCAGCAGGAAAAGAUGAUUCUGAGGAUGUACUGGAUGCUCUUACUAAUGAUCCUAGCAUGGUGGGAAUUGACACAUGGAAGAAUGCCCGUGACAGUACAGGCUCCACACCUGAGGAUUAUGCACGAUUGCGUGGCCAUUAUACUUACAUUCACUUGGUGCAGAAAAAAAUUAACAAGAGACAAGGAGCAGCUCAUGUGGUAGUUGAGAUUCCUAGCGAUCAGACAGAGUGCAAUACAAACCAGAAGCAGAAGCAAAUGGAGUCUCUCACUGGAUUUGAGAUUGGAAUAACUGAAGUAAAACGUGGCCAAGGGCACUGUAAACUUUGUGAAACUAAAAUUUCUUGUAGAACUGCAGUGGGGAGGUCUAUGGUAUACAGACCUGCAAUGCUCUCUAUGGUGGCCAUAGCAGCAGUUUGUGUUUGUGUGGCUCUCCUGUUCAAAAGCUCACCUGAAGUUCUAUACAUGUUCCGUCCCUUCAGAUGGGAAUCAUUGGAGUUUGGGACAAGUUAA
This is a messenger RNA of Vicia faba (fava bean), 3057 nucleotides long. Lineage: Eukaryota; Viridiplantae; Streptophyta; Magnoliopsida; Fabales; Fabaceae. The record is from the annotation of a GenBank genome assembly.